CUAUCCUCAGCUCUUCCAUUCAUCCCCACUGCUACCCUCCUACUCACGGGUCACCCCCUUCACCCCACUCACCCAGCCGCCUUCCCGUCCACCCACCCCUCCAUCCAUCCAUCAGCCCCAUCCAUCCAUCAGCCCCCAUCCAUCCAUCACCCCCCAUCCAUCCGUCCAUCUACCUACCCAUCAACCUUUCCUUCCUUACCUUGCAUUGUCUUGCCUUUCCCUCCUCUGUCCCCCCUCACCCCUCCAUCCCCUCCUUCCUUCCUUCCUUCCAUUAUGGCCUCUAUAAUGAUGGUGCCAUCUUAGAGUUAGGGUAACUUGUGACAGCCGUUAGGGCCUAGAAAUCAGAGGUGAAUGUGGGAGAAGUAGGCGUGGAGGGCUCCAGGCCCCUGGGUCCCUUGGAGUAAAGCAGAUCACAGCAAGGCGUGGUUAGAGACCAGCGUUCCGAAGAAUCAAAAUUUUAAGGGCCAUGGAGUGUCAAAGGGCAAAGAGAGAGAGCAGAGGGCAUCAAUCCGGUUCAAGACCACCCUCAUGAACACGCUCAUGGAUGUCCUUCGCCACCGGCCAGGAUGGGUGGAAGUGAAGGAUGAAGGGGAGUGGGAUUUCUACUGGUGCGACGUCAGCUGGCUCCGGGAGAACUUCGACCACACCUACAUGGACGAGCGCGUGCGCAUCAGCCACUUCCGGAACCACUACGAGCUGACCCGCAAGAACUACAUGGUGAAGAACCUGAAGCGGUUCCGGAAGCAGCUGGAGCGCGAGGCGGGGAAGCCGGAGGCAGCCAAGUGCGACUUCUUCCCCAAGACCUUUGAGUUGCCCUGCGAGUACCACCUGUUCGUGGAGGAGUUUCGCAAAAACCCGGGAAUCACCUGGAUCAUGAAGCCCGUAGCCCGGUCGCAGGGGAAGGGCAUCUUCCUCUUCCGGAGGCUAAAGGACAUCAUGGACUGGAGGAAGGGCACCGUGGGGAAGAAGCUCGCCAGCCUGGAGCUGCAGCCUGCCCGCAGCACCAUCAACCUCUGCAGCAGCCAUGAACCGAGAACUUCCGAAGAGCAAAAAGACGAGAUCCCUGUGGAGAACUACGUGGCUCAGCGUUACAUUGAAAACCCCUACCUGAUAGGAGGCCGCAAGUUUGACCUGCGCGUCUACGUGCUGGUGAUGUCGUACAUCCCCCUGCGGGCCUGGCUCUACCGCGACGGCUUCGCCCGAUUCUCCAACACCCGCUUCACGCUGAACAGCAUUGACGACCAGUACGUUCACCUCACCAACGUCGCUGUCCAGAAGACAUCUCCCGACUACCACCCGAAGAAGGGCUGCAAGUGGAUGCUGCAGCGCUUCCGGCAGUACCUGGCGUCCAAGCACGGGCCCGAGGCGGUGGAGGAGCUCUUCGCUGACAUGGACAACAUCUUCAUCAGGAGCCUGCAGAGCGUGCAGAAGGUGAUCAUCAGUGACAAGCACUGCUUUGAACUGUACGGCUACGACAUCCUCAUCGACCAGGACCUCAAGCCGUGGCUCCUGGAGGUGAACGCCUCGCCGUCGCUGACGGCCAGCAGCCAGGAGGACUACGCGCUCAAGACCUGCCUCCUGGAGGACACCCUGCAUGUGGUGGACAUGGAGGGGAGACUCACGGGAAGGGAGAAGCGAGUCGGGGGCUUUGACCUCAUGUGGAACGACGGCCCUGUCAGCAGAGAGGAGGGGGCUCCUGACCCAGUGGGGAACUUUGUGACCAACACGCACCUCGGACAGGUUCCUAGAAGUAGAAUUGCUGGGUCAAAAGCAUGGACUCAUCACAACCAAACUGCUUUCCAGAAAAACUGGGUAAAUCUGCGGGCAGUGGAUUGCAAAGAAAAAACUGUGCCAACUUCACAGAAGUGCUGACUCGUGACUGUGUGUGCAUUCCAGUGGUUACUGGUGUGGUUUCAAUUUUUUAGAUUUGUAUUUCUGCCAUACUCCACAUCUGCUUUUCUAUGGGUUAUUUACAAUGUACUACGUGUGUAAGGUCUGCGGAUAUUAAUAUGCUAAAGAUACAACCCCUCUAACUUAUGGUAGAUACUUUCUUGAGUUUGUCAUUUGCUUUUUAAAUUUUGUGCCUGGCUUUUUUUUUUUAAAGGCAAAGUGACAGACGGAGAAAGAGGGAGAUCUUCCAUCUGCUGGUUCACUCCCCAAAUGUUUGCAAGAGCUGAAGCUGGGCCAGGCCAAAGCCAGGAGCCCGGAACUCCAUCUGGGUCUCCUACAUGGGUGGCAAGGCUUUGAGUACUUGAGCCCUCAUCCCCUGCUCCCAGGCUCAUCUGCAGGGAGCUGGACUGGAAGCAGAGUAGCCAGGGCUUGAACCAGGUCUUCUGAUAAUGGGAUGCAGGCAUCCCAAGUGGUAGAUUAACCCGCUGAGCCGGUCCCCCUUAUUUUGAAUGAAAUCUUUUUUGGGUUUGGUAUGACUUGGAAUUGGGUUUGGCCGCCAGCACCUGGAAGCCAUCGUGAGCUGAGGGGCUGGUUUGUCUGGAGCCGCGGGAAGCCAUGGGUAGGACGCCCAGGGCUGAUAUGACGGCUGUGCGCCACCCCAGGGACCUCGCUUUUCCUCUUCCUGCUUUGCACGCGCGACAGGUCAGCUCAGUGGCCAUGCUUGUUGCCUCACAGUUCCAAGAUGACUGCUUCAACUCUGGACAACGCAUCCUCGUUCCAGGUGGGAAAAACAGGAUGAUGUAAGAGCCAGUACCUUCUUGUCAAGGCUUCUUUUAUUCCCAAAAGGAAGCCCUCACAGGGACGUCUGCUGGCAUCUCGCUGGCCAGAACUGCAGGGAUGCCGAGUAGUCUGCCUUGCGGAGAGCAGAGGGAGCCUGUGAGUGAUGCUGGCACAGCCGACCCCCGGGGCUGCGUCACUGGAACUCUAUACAACAUGGACUGACUCAGGAGUGGGGGCGGGGCCCAGGAGCAGCCUUUCUGACAAGCUCCCAAUCAGUAACUGGCGGUGUAACAGACCUCCCCCGGCCCGGCAGCUUCAAAUGACUUGGUUUGCUGAGGGCUCUGCAGGUCUCUCCUGGGGUAACUGGGAGGCCUGCAGGCGCCUGGUGGAUUCACGGGGACCUGCCAGCCUGGACAGCCGCAUUCACAGGUACGGGGCCUCCAGCGGGCGAGGCCUGGCAGCUGCAUGUGCUGCUCUCAGGGCUCCACGAGAGAACGCUGCGUUCAUCUGUCCAUGAACUUGUCGAAGGCCCCUGGUUGGCUCCCCGCCCUUGAUGGAGCAGGGACGCAGCCUUGCAGCGAGGCUCAUGUGCAGGAAGGGGAGGGCAGCGGCGGCGGCGGCGGCACCAGCUCUGCACCGGCAGCCAUCAGCGCUGCUGCCGAGCAGAAAUGGAGGACCCGGGUCUCCCGUGGGCUGUGAGCCCAGACUCGCCGGGGAGCUUUCAGAUGCAGUGGUCUGGCUGGACCACGGUCAGUAGUUCCCAGCUCUGAAGCCACUGCAUUGGAAGCCUCUAGAAUUAUCCCCAAGUUUCCCACUGAGCAGGCGGAUGGUGGUCAGCAUAGGAGGAGCUGCCUGGGGCUGGGGAAAGUACCAUAGAGUGAGUGAUGUGGUCAGGCACACCAGGUGAGAUCAGGAGAUAGCUCAGUCUAGAAUUCCAGGGGCUGUGUGUUGGACAUGACGAUUUGAGAGUUGGAAAGGAGCUGGGGUUCCCUGGUGUGGACUUGGAGAGCACUGGGGAUGCGCACAGUGGGUUCUCAGUUUGGUGACGUCUCAUGGUCUGUGAGACCUAGGAGGCAGUGACUGGGUUUGAGGGGCUAAAAAGGACGGCAGACACCUCCAGGUCAGUACCUGCGGCCAUGAGUGCCCAGAUGAACUGACCACAGGUGGGCUCCAGGGCCAGAGCUGGGAGCAAACGGGAAAUGAAGGAGCGCAGGUGUGCUGGGACUGCCGGGGCCACCGGGGGGCAGAGUCCUCUCUCGCCCAACUGUGCCUGGCACGUGGGCUGGGUAAGCAAAGUAAGCUAACAAUCACUGGGCACCCAUCAGGUGCCAGCUGUGUCCCACUGAGCAAAGCCGAGAGCAAAGGCAGCGAAGGGCAGCAGCUGACGCGUGACUGGCACCAGACAGCCCAGGUGCAGAUCCCAGCUCCACUUACUGUGUGAUCUGGGGCGGAGGGCGUGUCCACGAGUCCCUGAGGCUCCAGCAGGGUGUCCACCUGGGUGCUCCUGAAGCAGACCCAGGAACCCGUAAGUCCACUCCCCCAAGCAGGGAGCAUUGUCUUGGU
Molecule: messenger RNA, 4233 nt
Organism: Oryctolagus cuniculus (rabbit)
Lineage: Eukaryota; Metazoa; Chordata; Mammalia; Lagomorpha; Leporidae
Gene: TTLL9
Product: tubulin tyrosine ligase like 9
Biological process (GO): microtubule cytoskeleton organization; protein polyglutamylation
Cellular component (GO): ciliary basal body
Molecular function (GO): ATP binding; tubulin-glutamic acid ligase activity; tubulin binding
Source: RefSeq, a predicted model, not a curated record